AUGGACACUGACCUAUCCGCCCGCUUGGAUGAGCUGCAGAUGGCAGGCCCAGACAUGCUCAUUGACAGUUACGAGCAGUACAAUCACCAAGAGAGCGAAGUGGUCAACAUCUCCCCCGACGAUGGCUCCGAGGAGCAAACGGAAGCCCUGCCCCGGGCCGAUGACUUCGAGGCGAUGAAGCGCCAUGUCCUCGUUGACCUCCCCGACACCGAGCCCGAAGCAGAGACAUAUCAUACUUGGCACAUAGAAAAAUGGCGAACACUGUCAAGGAGAGAACACGGGCCUGUGUUUGAAUGCGGCGGUCAUCCCUGGAGGGUACUGUUCUUCCCAUACGGCAACCAGGUUGAUUGUGCGUCCUUUUACCUGGAACAUGGCUUCGAGAAUGAUCCGCCACCGGACUGGUAUGCCUGUGUGCAGUUCGCUCUCGUCCUGUGGAACCCGAACGAUCCCACACUUUACCGAACCCAUACGGCCACUCAUCGAUUCAACGCGAAAGAAGGCGACUGGGGCUUCACGAGGUUUGUUGAGCUGAGGAAGGCCUUCCAUCAACCUUGGGAGGAAGGGUCAAGACUUCUGGUCGAGAACGAUGAAGCGAAACUGACCGCUUACGUUCGAAUCAUCAAAGACCCCACAGGAGUAUUAUGGCACAACUUCGAAGGGUAUGAUUCCAAGAAAGAGACGGGCAUGGUCGGCCUGAAGAACCAAGGCGCGACGUGCUACCUGAAUUCGCUGCUUCAGUCUUUAUACUUUACCAAUUUAUUUCGCAAAGCCGUCUACCAAAUCCCGACAGAGCAGGAAGCCACCCGGAGCAACAGCGCCUGGACUCUUCAGCGGUUAUUCUACAGGUUGCAGAAGGACAAAUUUGCGGUCUCGACGAACGAGCUAACAGCGUCAUUUGGGUGGGACACUCGCCAGAUCUUCGAGCAGCAAGAUGUUCAGGAGUUGUCCCGGAUAUUGAUGGAAGUCCUGGAGAAGAAGAUGAAGGGCACACCGGCAGAAAGGACAUUGCCGGAGUUGUUUGUUGGUAAGACCAAAACAUACAUCUCUUGCAUAAAUGUCGACUUUGAGUCCUCGAGAAUAGAGGAAUUCUGGGAUAUCCAACUGAACGUUCGAGGAAAUAAGAACCUUCACGAGAGUUUCAUGGAUUACAUCCAGGUGGAGACAUUGGAGGGCGAGAACAAGUACGACGCUGGUCAGCCAUACGGCCUUCAAGACGCCCGCAAAGGUGUUAUUUUUGAGUCGUUCCCGCCUGUAUUACACCUUCAGCUGAAGCGGUUCGAAUACGACAUUAACCGAGACGCCAUGAUGAAGGUGAACGACAGACACGAAUUUCCUGAAGAGUUUGAUGCAUCGCUUUACCUGUCUGACGAAGCCAGAGCUGCAUCGACCGAACCGUGGGAUUACCAAUUACAUGGUGUGCUAGUGCAUAGCGGCGAUUUCAAUGCCGGCCAUUACUACGCAUUCCUUAAGCCCGCCAAAGACGGGUUCUUCUACAAGUUUGACGAUGACCGGGUGACGCGGUCAACCAUGAAGGAAGUGCUGGAAGAAAACUUCGGUGGAGAAUAUGCCAAUGUUGCAAAUGGUGGGCUCGGCCAACGGCAGCCCUACAUGCGCGGUUACUCCACCAAGCGUUCCAUGAACGCCUACAUGCUGGUCUACAUCCGGAAAAGCAGGCUAGAUCAGGUGCUCCUCGAUGUUACCGAGUCCGACAUUCCUUCCCAUAUUGAAGCAAGAAUUUCUGAAGAGCAGGCAGAACUUGCGCGGAAAAAGAAAGAGCGAGAAGAGGCUCAUCUCUAUAUGAAUAUUGGGCUGAUUACAGAACGAACUUUCCAAGCUCACCAUGGUUUCGACCUGACGAGCUACGACCUUGAACAAACAGACCCAGCCAGCGCCCAGAUCCAUCGACUAUUGCGUACCACCAAGGUUGGUGAGUUUGCCAACACCGUUGCUAAGGAGCUUGGGCUCGGCCCGGAUCAGCUCAGGUUCUGGGUCAUGGUUGGCCGACAGAACAAGACAAACCGCCCCGAUCAACCGAUCCGCGAAGCCGACAUUACUAUGGAGGAAGCCAUGAACAAGUACGGCUCAAGGGGCCGGCCGUUCUAUCUGUGGGCUGAAAAUGGCACGAAAGGUGACGACGGCAAAGUUUCAUGGCCCGAUGCUACACCAGCUGCAGGUGGUAAUGUCCCUAUCCUGGUGUUCCUCAAGUAUUUCGACGUCAAGGCCCAGUCACUGUCUGGCAUCGGUCAUGUGUAUGUCAAGAAAUUCGACAAGGUACAAGAGAUUGCGCCUCAAAUUAACAAAUUGAUGCAUUGGGAUCCAAACACGCCAAUCCUCUUGUUCGAAGAGAUCAAAUUCUCAAUGAUCGAGGCUAUGAAGCCCAAGCAGACGUUUCAGCAAUCGGAAAUCCAAGACGGCGACAUCAUCUGUUUUCAACAAAACAUUCCUGACCUAGACGCAUCCACAAUCACUUACACCGAUGCCCGACAGUACUACGACUACCUGCUCAACAGGAUACCAGUCAGCUUUUAUCCAAAACCUGGCACUGAAGGAGAAUCCUUUGUAUUACCUCUCAGCAAGAAGAUGACUUACGACCAAUUCUCUCAGAAGGUGGGAGAGUACCUCAAAGUCGACCCCACUCACAUACGAUUUGCCACCAUCAGCGCUACUAACAAUAAGAUAAAGAUGUGGCUCAAGCGUGGCAUGAAUUACAAUCUGCAGCAGAUCCUACAGUCUCAGUUCAGCUCCUACGGUGGCUAUGCCACGCACCGCGGCGACGCACUGUAUUUUGAGGUCCUUGAAACAAGUCUUGCCGACUACGAGACAAAGAAGAUCAUGAAAGUGAUUUGGCUCAGUGACGGCAUCAGCAAAGAGGAACCUCUGGAAAUACUCGUUGCCAAGAACGGCCUCAUCAGUGACCUGAUCGGCGGCAUUGCCAAGAAGCUGAGUUUGGACGAGCAGACAGCCCGGAAUGUGCGCGUGCUUGAAGUCCACGGCGGCAAGAUCCACAAGGAACUGAUGGAGGAUUUCAACGUCGUCGGGGUCAACGAAUUUACCACACUGUACGCCGAGAAAAUCCCCGAUGAAGAAUUGAAUGCCUCGGAGGACGAUCGGUUCAUUUACUGUUACCACUUCGACAAGGAAGCCAACAAACCCCAUGGCGUUCCGUUCAAGUUUCUGCUGAAGACCGGCGAGCCGCUCAGAGAAACAAAGGAACGAAUCAGCAAGCGGACCGGUAUCAAGGGCAAACUUCUACAACAGAUCAAGUUCGCUUUGGUAUCAAGAGCGCCCUAUGGCAAGCCGAGAUAUAUCGAAGAUGACGAUGUGCUCUCUGAUCUCAUUCAGGAUGGCGACGACAUGCUCGGACUGGAUCACGUCAACAAGGCACGCAACUUUUGGGGACGUGCGGAAGGGAUGUUCAUUCGGUAG
Molecule: messenger RNA, 3426 nt
Organism: Cladophialophora yegresii CBS 114405
Lineage: Eukaryota; Fungi; Ascomycota; Eurotiomycetes; Chaetothyriales; Herpotrichiellaceae
Product: ubiquitin thiolesterase
Exons: 3
Coding region: 1-3426 (1141 amino acids)
Biological process (GO): protein deubiquitination; regulation of protein stability
Cellular component (GO): nucleus; cytosol
Molecular function (GO): cysteine-type deubiquitinase activity; cysteine-type endopeptidase activity; protein binding
Source: RefSeq, a predicted model, not a curated record